AUGCUCAUGCCGGUGGCGGCAGCAUCGGAUUACAUCGGAAGGCUGUCGCCGCCUCAAGUCGCAUUAUUUGGUUACUGGGCAGCCCAUACAAAGGUGCCUGAUGCAUUCAAUUGGAAAGUAUGGCGGAGAGCGUUCGUGCGGAAGUGGAACUCGAUGUCCCCUGGAGCACUGGUCAGCUGUAUCGAAACUAUAGCAUCCACAGAUGAUGUCCUUGAGGUAGCUCCCUCAUUGAAGAGCACUAUAGAAGAUGCUCUCGUGGCUCGACAGGACGCCUUCGAUGAGUCUCAUAUCACUAGAAUAUUCGACCGUUGUGUGGAUGUCAUGACUCGCCGGAGUGCCUUGGCGCUCUGCAGUGCUGUAUGCAAGCUCAUGCCGCAGGUCACCAUGGUGUCGAUCCAAUGGGAGUCGGCUGUUAUUCCAUCUAAACCACAGUGCUUUGCAACUAUAUGUGAGAAGUUCCACAUAUCUGGUGGUGAGAUCGAACAAUUGCUGUCGGCUGAGCCCUCGGGGGCAGCCGUUAACUCACCGCAGCCCCGUCCUGGUCGAUCAUCCCGACAUCCUGGAUAA
Perkinsus marinus ATCC 50983 is the source of this 567-nucleotide messenger RNA. RefSeq lists its product as hypothetical. The transcript has 3 exons. The record is from RefSeq and is a predicted model, not a curated record. The coding region runs from base 1 to 567 and encodes 188 amino acids. Lineage: Eukaryota; Perkinsozoa; Perkinsida; Perkinsidae.